Penicillium concentricum is the source of this 780-nucleotide messenger RNA. Its product is annotated as F-box domain protein. Lineage: Eukaryota; Fungi; Ascomycota; Eurotiomycetes; Eurotiales; Aspergillaceae. Bases 1 to 780 code for a protein of 259 amino acids. The transcript has 2 exons. The record is from RefSeq and is a predicted model, not a curated record.
AUGGCAAGUGUCUUUGAAAUACAAUCAUUCUGGAAAUUAAAGUUCCAAGUGGACGGGGACCGUGGCUUUCUGGCCUGUCUCAUCGAUAGUCCCCAAAGAUACGAGAGCAAAUACUGGCUACUUCUCUACCGGUGUACGGCAACGAUCGAUGGAAAUGAUCGUUCUCAGCUCUGGGUAAUUCGGCAGCAGUGGGAAAUUCACCGAUGGCUGAGGGAAAGAUGCUCACUGACUAAAGUCUCGAACAAGCAAAUUGCCUCUCAACGCAACUUGGUUAAUGGGCUAGAGCUAUGCUGGAAGGAAGCUUCUGCUGAGAUUCACACCAAAAGAUUUCCCAAAAAUGGAAACUUCCGCAAAAAUGGCCCAGUCGUAUGGAUUUGCAAAGCUUGUUGGAUAGAGCAUGUUUCUUUUGAACAAGAUGUUCCAUUGCAAAGUUCCAUUAUUAGCUUGGCCGUGUCUAUCAUGUGGGAAGCGGAACAGACUUUUAUCACUGGAUUUGACUUGCUCAGCGCAGAUACACGCAUCAAUUUUGGCUAUCGACUACCGGGAACGCAAGUUUUGAUCGACAUCCACGACAGGAAGCUUAGGGGAUUUAUGGUUGACUUCGGAAAAUGUGGCAUCCAUGCGAUACGCCCCAUCUUCAACACAGGCGACACUUCGAGCUGGAUAGGCCAGCCAGGGGGCAACGCUUCCUACAAGUCCGUGAAACUAGUCUUAGACCAAGACAUCAAGGCUUUUUCGGGAAAGUUCGAUCUAAAUUCACGGCACGAAGGUAACCGCUAG